CAAGAAAAUUAUGUGUUUUUUAAAUAUUAUAUUAAUCACUCGUCGUUCAUAUUCAAGUUUUAAAUGAGAAAUGUCAGAUUUUCUUUAAAAAUUACACAAUUUUAAUUUACAACACAGUCACGAUUAUUACAUUAGAUUGACUAAAUUUUUCUUAGUAGAAGGAUCAUCAAGUUGAAAAAUAAUUUGAAUUGUUGUAAAUCCAAUUGGUUAACAUGGGUGAACGUAAAGGAACAAACAAAUACUAUCCUCCAGACUAUAAUCCUGCAGUUGGUGGAUUGAAUAAAUUUAGAGGAACUCAUGCUUUAAGAGAACGAGCUCGAAAACUCCAUAUGGGCAUUUUGAUAAUACGUUUUGAGAUGCCAUACAAUAUUUGGUGUGAGGGAUGUAAUAAUCAUAUCGGAAUGGGAGUGAGAUAUAAUGCAGAAAAAAAAAAAAUUGGAAUGUAUUACUCAACACCUGUAUAUCAAUUUAGAAUGAAGUGUCAUCUUUGUGAUAAUCACUUUGAAAUAAAAACUGAUCCUGGAAAUUUAGACUAUGUUAUAGUUAGUGGAGCACGUCGUCAAGAAAAUCGAUGGGAUCCUACUGAAAAUGAACAAAUUGUUCCAGAAGAUAAGGAUACUAGUAAACGUUUGUUUGAUGAUGCUAUGUUUAAAUUAGAACACGGAACUGAAGAUUUAGAUAAAGCAAAGAAGGCGGCACCAGUUCUUGUAAAACUUCAUGACAAACAAGAUUCUAAAUGGAAUGAUGACUUUGCUGCUAAUUCUUUGCUUCGCCAACAAUUUAGAACAAAGAAGCAAAAGAUUGCAGCUAAAGAAAAACUUGAUAAUAAUCUAAAAGAAAGAUUAUCCCUAAGUAUUCCAUUGGUAGAUGAAAGUGAUGAAGAUGCAAAGAUUGCUAAAUUAUUAAGUUUUCAAACAUCUGAAAGUACUGCAUCAAAGCAAAAACAAUUUAUUAAAGGACUCCGAAAAUCAUCUAAAGUAACUCCAAAAAAAUCAAAUAAAAAUUUAAACUUAAGAAUUAUUCAAUCAACUACAAAAGUUCAAAAAGAGAAUUCAUCAUCAUCCACAUCAAGCACCGUUACUAAGAGUAUUUUAGCUCCAUCUCUUGUAUCUGUUGAUUAUGAAUCAUUAUCUGAAUAGUUUUUAUGUUAAAACAAUAAAUAACGUUAUUAAUA
Daktulosphaira vitifoliae (grape phylloxera) is the source of this 1174-nucleotide messenger RNA. Its product is annotated as coiled-coil domain-containing protein 130 homolog. The transcript has 7 exons. The record is from RefSeq and is a predicted model, not a curated record. Gene Ontology annotation, biological process: mRNA splicing, via spliceosome. Bases 213 to 1139 code for a protein of 308 amino acids. Lineage: Eukaryota; Metazoa; Arthropoda; Insecta; Hemiptera; Phylloxeridae. Gene Ontology annotation, cellular component: U2-type spliceosomal complex; post-mRNA release spliceosomal complex.